Thamnophis elegans (Western terrestrial garter snake) is the source of this 616-nucleotide messenger RNA. RefSeq names its product ribosomal protein S14 (gene RPS14). The record is from RefSeq and is a predicted model, not a curated record. Gene Ontology annotation, cellular component: cytosolic small ribosomal subunit; ribosome. NCBI's taxonomy places the organism in Eukaryota, Metazoa, Chordata, Lepidosauria, Squamata, Natricidae. Gene Ontology annotation, biological process: maturation of SSU-rRNA from tricistronic rRNA transcript (SSU-rRNA, 5.8S rRNA, LSU-rRNA); ribosomal small subunit assembly; translation. Gene Ontology annotation, molecular function: small ribosomal subunit rRNA binding; structural constituent of ribosome; mRNA 5'-UTR binding. The coding region runs from base 103 to 558 and encodes 151 amino acids. The transcript is spliced from 5 exons.
GCCUCUCUGGUAGUAUUUCCGGGUGGAAGACCGUGACCUCUGCCCUCGUGACGUUGCUCUCUCCUUUCCGGUGCUGGCUGCCGCCUGCAGAGACGCUCGAAAAUGGCUCCCCGUAAGGGUAAGGAAAAGAAGGAAGAGCAGGUUAUAAGUUUGGGACCACAGGUUGCUGAAGGAGAAAAUGUGUUUGGAGUUUGCCACAUCUUUGCUUCCUUCAACGAUACGUUUGUCCAUGUAACUGACCUGUCUGGCAAGGAAACUAUCUGCCGAGUAACUGGUGGCAUGAAAGUGAAGGCCGACAGGGAUGAGUCUUCUCCUUAUGCUGCUAUGCUGGCUGCUCAAGACGUAGCACAAAGGUGCAAGGAACUGGGAAUCACUGCCCUUCAUAUCAAACUGCGGGCUACAGGUGGAAAUAGAACAAAAACUCCUGGACCUGGAGCUCAGUCAGCUCUUCGGGCUCUGGCUCGGUCUGGCAUGAAGAUUGGGCGCAUUGAGGAUGUUACCCCCAUUCCUUCAGACAGCACUCGCAGAAAGGGCGGUCGCCGUGGUCGUCGUCUGUAAAAUAGGAGCUGUUUUGUUUCAUCAUUAAAGCUUUCCAAUAAAUCUGUGUUCUCAUUUG